UUUGCGCCUCUCAACGUCUGUGUGUGUCGGUGCCUGUCUGUCCCUCUGAAACUCUUCCUCUUCUUCUUCUUCUUCCCCUCUCUAACGGUUCUGCUUUCUACCUGUGGAAUCCAUCGAGAGAAAAUGGGUAGAGGCGUUAAGCGAGAGUCCAAGGAGGACAUUCCGUCACUGUCAAACUCGUCUCCGUCACCGAAGAAGACGAAGAAAUCGCCGGAAGACGAUGACGUAAGGUUCGCCGGAAAACCUGUUCCAGCCGAGGAAGCCAGGGACCGAUGGCCGCACCGUUACCAAUCCAAGAGAAAAGUCAAGCUCGGUGUUUCAAUUACCGAAUCGAACAAUGUUGAAUCCAACGAGAAGGAGGUUCUGCAAGCUAGGUGCCACUACACUCAAGCUGUGGUUGAUGGCUGCGUUUUCAAUCUUUGUGAUGAUACAUACGUCCAAGCUGAAGAGGGAAAACCUGAUUACAUAGCCAAGAUUGUGGAGAUGUUUGAAACGAUUGACAGAGAACUAUAUUUUACGGCUCGGUGGUUCUUUAGAGCUGAAGAUACGGUAAUUAAGAACCAAUCUGACCUCAUUGAUAAAAGACGAGUGUUUUACUCAGACAUAAGAGAUGACAAUCCAUUGAAUUCCAUUGUGUCAAAAGUGAAAAUUGUGCAACUUGCAGCAAAAGUUGACUUGGCUGAAAAAGAGAAAAUACUUUUGUCUUCAGACUUGUAUUAUGAUAUGGCAUAUUCAUUGCCACACUUUUCGUUUACAACUCUAGAUACAGCUACAGUAAAUCCAGAAAAUUUAAAGAUGGAUAGUGAUGCAUCCUCAAUAAGUGAAGCUAGUUCAAAUAGUGCACUAGGAGACACUGACGCUGCAAAGUCUUCCCAAGUUUCUAGAUGUCAAGAGUCUCGGAUGACUUUACUAGAUUUAUACUCUGGAUGUGGAGCCAUGUCAACUGGUCUCUGCCUUGGAGCAUCCGUAUCUGGUUUGAAACUGGUUACUCGGUGGGCUGUGGAUAUAAAUUCUAAUGCAUGCGAAAGUUUAAAGUUGAACCAUCCUGAAACUGAGGUGAGAAAUGAAGCAGCAGAAGAUUUCCUAUCUUUGCUUAAGGAGUGGGAAAAGCUUUGUAAAGAAUUUCAAUUGUUGGGUUCCCAUCAAUCAGAAGAUUCCAAUUCUGAACAGAACAGCUUGGACAGUGAUGAUGAUGUUGAUGAUGGCUCUACGGUUCCUUCUGGAGAGUUCGAAGUGGGAAAAUUACUGGCCAUUUGUUAUGGUGACCCAAACAGUGUCAACAAACAUGGGCUGCAUUUUAAGGUGCGUUGGAGGGGCUAUGGGCCUAGUGAAGACACUUGGGAGCCGAUUGAUGGUUUAAGUAAUUGCACUGACAGUAUAAAGGAAUUUGUGACAAGAGGGUUUAAAUCAAAGAUUUUGCCUCUUCCAGGUGAUGCUGAUUUUAUAUGUGGAGGCCCUCCAUGUCAAGGGAUGAGUGGUUUCAAUCGUUUUAGAAAUUUUAUUGACCCUUUGAAGGAUCCAAAGAACUAUCAACUUGAGGUGUUUAUGAAUAUUGUUGGAUUUUUGAAGCCGAAGUAUGUUUUAAUGGAGAAUGUUGUUGAUAUAUUGAAACUAUCUGGAGGAGUUUUGGGUUGUUAUGCCGUUGGUCGGUUAGUUUCUAUGGACUACCAAGCUCGACUGGGAAUACUUGCUGCGGGGUCAUUUGGAGUUCCUCAAUGUCGGAUGCGAGUCUUCCUUUGGGGUGCAUAUCAAAUGGAGAAGUUGCCUCAAUAUCCUUUACCUACACACGAGUUUGUUGGGAAAGGGGUUUGUCCAGUUGAAUUCAAGGAAAUUGUUGUCUGGUAUGAAAAAGGGCAAGCAUGCAAGUUGGAAAAGAGUGUUGUACUUUCUGAUGCAAUAUCUGAGUUACCAGCGGUUACUAAUUAUGAUAGUCAAGAUGAAAUGGUGUAUUGUCAUGCUCCUUGCACCGAUUUUCAGAAGUACAUUAGAUUGAGAAGGCCGGAUAUGUUUCAUUCUAUAGUUGCUGCAAAGAAAGAAUCACAACAGAUGAUAUUGUAUGAUCACAUACCUUUGCAAUUGAAUGACGAUGAUUACGAAAGAGUUUGUCAUAUUCCAAAAAAGAAGGGAGCAAACUUUAGGAAUCUUCCUGGUGUUUUGGUGGGCCCAAACAACAAGGUCGAAUGGGACCGAUCAGUAGAAAGGGUGAAAGUCAAAUCAGGAAAACCUUUGGUCCCAGAUUAUGCUAUGACAUUCGUCCGUGGUACUUCAUCCAAGCCGUUUGCUCGCUUGUGGUGGGAUGAAUUUGUAUUAACGGUAGUGACAAGAGCAGAACCUCAUAACCAGGCUAUUCUCCAUCCGGAGCAAGACCGGGUGUUGACAGUUCGUGAAAAUGCACGGUUACAAGGGUUCCCUGAUUGGUACAGACUUUGGGGACCUGUCAAAGAAAGGUAUAUACAGGUAGGGAAUGCUGUUGCAUUUCCAGUAUCUAUGGCUUUGGGAAGUAUGUUAGCAAAAGCAAGCCAAGGUGUCUCAAAUAAUGAACCUGUCACGACUACUGAUACAAAAUUCCCCCAGAGUCUUGCACCAUUGUCGUCCAAAAAGAGGAUUGGAUGAACACUUCGCUGAGGAUAAAGAACUAGUAAGUUCAAUCUUAAUAAUCUUAAAAUUAUUUUAAACUUGACAUUGAGUAAACCAUUCUUGAAAACCAUCUGGUCAUUGUAUCUUUUAACUUAAAUUUUCGAUUCUUUCUUGUUGUAUUAUCUCAAGAAAUAGCUAGUUGAGUUAAGUCCAUUGAAAGAUUUGUAUCCUUAAAUUAGCAUCAUUUCAAUAUUGAUCAGCUUUGGGACAUCAAGUUUUUAUCAAAACUGCUGAUUUAGAGUG
Messenger RNA from Camellia sinensis, 2880 nucleotides. RefSeq names its product DNA (cytosine-5)-methyltransferase 1. Lineage: Eukaryota; Viridiplantae; Streptophyta; Magnoliopsida; Ericales; Theaceae. Gene Ontology annotation, cellular component: nucleus. Gene Ontology annotation, molecular function: chromatin binding; DNA binding; DNA (cytosine-5-)-methyltransferase activity. The record is from RefSeq and is a predicted model, not a curated record. Gene Ontology annotation, biological process: negative regulation of gene expression via chromosomal CpG island methylation.